UUUCGACGCUUGGACAGAAAGUAACACCUCAGACAAGAAUAAAUUAUCUUCCAAAUAUGCCUAUCCUUGUAAAAAAAUAUGGUAAAGUAGGCAAGGUAGACUCGACAACACAAAAACAAAUUAUAGAUUCAAUAGAAUUAUUUUAUCAUAGCGACUUUGAACGAUUUAAAGUCUCAUUCACACACCCAAGCAUCAAAUAUGUUUCUUUUUCAAAUCAAUUAGGUUAUGUAUUAGGCUUUCAAAACCCAAAUAUGGUUCAAAACAAUGAAAUUGCCAAAUAUGGUUGUGAUCUAAGAGGAGUUCACUACUAA
Meloidogyne enterolobii is the source of this 311-nucleotide messenger RNA. The record is from the annotation of a GenBank genome assembly. NCBI's taxonomy places the organism in Eukaryota, Metazoa, Nematoda, Chromadorea, Rhabditida, Meloidogynidae.